AUGAAAAUGGUCGUGAAAUAUCGCGAAUACGUCCUAGCGGGCUUUGGUGGUUUUGUCGCUUGGGGUUUCGCUGUUCACUGGCUCCCUGUUCUUAGGUAUCUUGGAUAUGCCUUAGUUCUGGGGGCCUUCCUCUCGUCUGCCGCUAUCUUCGGCGUUGUACUCCUCACUUCGCGAAACUCGACUUCGUCCAAAACCAGCCAGUCUAAGAACCUACCCGUCGCAUUCGUCGCACGCCGGCAUUGGCAGAAGGAGGUCCAAGGGUUACAGAAGCACUCCAAGUAUCAUGCGGAGUCACUAUAUCCACAGUCGUUCAUUGUGUCCGAAAGCAUCGAUGAGAUGCUCUCGCUUAUAUCUCGCGACUUCGUCUCGUCAUGGCACCGCGGAAUCAGCCCGAACCCCACUUUCCCUAAUGAGGUGGACAAAGUGAUACGGACAGCAAUUGGGAACCUGCGCGAUCGGCUACUGGCAGAGGAUAUUGUAUCCCUUAUCGUCUCUCGAAUAUUUCCUAUCUUUACUACACAUCUGAAGGAGUUCGAUAUUGCGGAGCGAUCUGUACGAGGAAAGAACUUGACUCGCAAUGUCACUGAAUCUGAAGAGUUGGAUCUUGCUAUCGCAAGCAAAUACCGUGAUGGCCAUUUACACCCGGCCGCAGUCCUUUCUUUAUCCGACCAAAAAAUAGUGGAACAAGAUUAUUUGCGCAAACUAACCGUUGGAUUACUGCCCCAAUUGUUCCCAGAGAGUGUCCUUAGUAGCCGCAUCGUCUCGGUACUCGUUAGGGAAGUUGUUUCUUGCGCUAUCCUCUUUCCACUUGUAUCGGCGAUCUCGGAUCCGGAUACGUGGAAUCAACUGAUGGAAGCUUAUGGUCGAACUGCUCUUCAGGAUCGGAAAACUGUACGCAAGCUCCGGGCUGCCUUGGACGAACAUGCAUCCCCCGCUCCCAAAUCGAAACGCGGUCAUCCUUUCCCGCGUCUCUCGCCAAACGAUUCCGAGCGAGCCUUUGAGCGGUUUGUCCGAACUAUUCGACGCUGCAGUAACCUGUCCGACGCCCGGCGAUUCAGAGCUCUUGUAGCCAGUCAGUUGAAACGAGAGUUGAUGGUUGAAGGGCAAGACCCAGUCUACCUUCGGCGACUCGAAACUGGAAAAAGGGUUCUGGAUCAGAAGGUGGCCAAACUUUCUACUCCUAAUGACCAGUCGUCUCAUGCCGCUGCUGCAGUUUCACAUUUCCGACGCAAGAGCUCAUCAGCGGCCCAGGAAGCGUCUCUGGUUGAUGUGAUGCAUGACGCAUCGGGCCUAUCAUAUUUUAUGGAGUUCAUGGAUCGUCAACAUCUCAUGUCUCUGGUGCAAUUCUGGAUCGUGGUUGACGGGUUUCGUAACCCCCUUGAGGACGACUUCGGCGACGAGUCAUCGCCCAGCUCUAAAACAUGGACGACCUCGGACAGGAAUGACAUGGCCCUAAUUAGCGAGACAUACCUGACAAAACCUGAACUGAAGGUGACAGAAGAAUCUCGUCAAAUUGUGAAAGCCUUUCUAAGUGCAGGAAAGCGCGCCACCUCCGAACAAUAUCGUAAAGCUCGCAUGGUGAUAUUGACCACCCAGUCUGCUGUGCUGGAAGGGUUGCAAGAUGCUUAUUACCCGAAGUUCAAGCAGUCAGACCUAUACUAUAAAUAUCUAGCGCUCGAUGACGGCUCACAUAGUAGCGGCGUCGCUGUGCCGUCCCUGUCAUCUCAACAAACCCCUGUGGGUACCCUCGAGAUUCGGGAAAGACGCCCUCUUCCCCCAUUGAUAAACCGCACAACGUCACAUCCGGGUUCCAAGCCGAAAAGGGAUCUACGAAGAGCUGCUAUUUCAUCGAAUGACGUACCCAGCUUAGGGAAACUCUUUGACGACGAAGAGCCAGUGAGGCGGUCAAUAGACUCUGAGCGUUCAGCGCCACUGUUCGACGAUGACUACGAUACAGAUCCGCUUGCCAUGUCCACCCAGAGCCUUAAUCAAAACAUUCCACACGGCGAUUCUGAGAACAAUGAAAACAGAAUAAUUGAAAACAUGGAGGCGGCUCUGAAUGACAUUAUCACGAAUGAGCCUAAACAUGGGAAACUAGAAGAAUUACCUUCCAAUGAUCCGAACCAAAAAUCGCCUCGCAGUUCGAUUGACAUUCCUACAGCGGAUGGUCGAGGGGACGAUAGAUUGAAGCCCAGCAUCGCCUCCUUGGGGCUUUUGGAUGGGACAUCACGCCGCGGAGUGUUUGAUGACGACCUUUUUCCUGAGCAGCAAAAGUACCUUGAGGAUGAAUACGAAGAGCCAGAAGGCGCGGACGCCAGAGAUUCUGCGGACGAGGUUCAUGAAGCAGCACCAGGUGAUCUAGGAUUGACGGAAGCAAUUCAAGCGCUCACGACAGACAUUGAGAAACUCGGGUCGCAAGAGGCGGUGGUCGACACCUUAACUCGAAAGGCCGAACUCACGAACAAUACAGCGGAGUUACGGAUUCUACGAAAAUCUAAGACAAGCAUUCAACGAGAGCUUCACCGCAAAGAUAUGCAACGACAACAGUAUAUGAUCCAGGAGAGUGACAAUAGCCUGUAUGGCCGGUCGAGCAUCCGAAUCAAGUCCAUUGUAGUGGGAAAAGAAGAGGAUGGUCGAGAAUUUGCUUUGUAUGUUGUUGAAGUACAAAGAAAUGCUGGGGAGCAAAUGCCAGCGGCAUCCUGGGCAGUCGCACGCAGAUAUAGCGAGUUUCACGGACUUCACCAUCAAUUACGCAUACAAUACCCAUCUGUGCGCCAGCUAGAGUUUCCCCGGCGGCGAAUGGUCAUGAAGCUUCAAAAGGAAUUUUUACAAAAACGACGCUUGGCUCUCGAGGCGUAUCUUCAGAAGUUAUUGCUUCUUCCAGAAGUAUGUAGGAGUCGUGACUUACGCGCCUUUCUCUCUCAGCGAGCCAUCAUCCCACGCAACGAGGCACCGCCAGAUGGGGAGACAAAGGACCUAGUGACCCGUAUAUACAACUCUGUUGCCGACGGAAUGGAUGAUUUCCUCGGGAAUUUCGGCGUCCUCGACCAACUCUCAAUUGCUGGACAAAAUCUCAUUUCUGCCGCCACCAGUCAACAACAACAACAACCAUCUACCGUUGUAACAACGGCGGCUAACUCUGGCCUUGCGACUGAAGAUGCCGUGACGACCGCCGAAGCUGAGGCCGAGCUAAAUGCCUUUGAAGAUCGCGAACUGGAGCCUUUUAUUAAGCCCAUCUGCGACCUCUUUCUAGAAACCUUCGAGCUCAACAAGGGCAAUAAUUGGCUCCGUGGCCGUGCAGUCGUGGUCGUGCUCCACCAGCUUCUCGGCGGUACAAUUGAGCGUAAAGUCCGCGAGGGCGCGCGCUCUUUAGUCCAAGACGAACAUCUCCUACGCUACCUAGCUCUGGCAAAGGACACACUCUGGCCUGGUGGGGCUUUCCGCCAGAAUAAGGUCCGCACGGCCUCGGAGCGUCUCAAGAGCCGGACAGAAGCUAGUCUAGUCCUUGCAACACUUGUACCAGAUUUAGCGGGCAAUGUAGUCGGCCGCGCAAAUGCCCAGGCCGCGGCGAGGAGAAUCUUCGCAACACUGAAUAACAAGCGAUUGAACGCGCAUUUGAUCUUCACACUUUUAGACGAGAUCGUCUUGGUCUUGUUCGGCGGCGACAAAGCCACUGGGCGAAUUCGACCGUGA
Molecule: messenger RNA, 3693 nt
Organism: Aspergillus puulaauensis
Lineage: Eukaryota; Fungi; Ascomycota; Eurotiomycetes; Eurotiales; Aspergillaceae
Gene: rgsC
Product: putative intermediate filament protein (Mdm1)
Exons: 2
Coding region: 1-3693 (1230 amino acids)
Cellular component (GO): intracellular membrane-bounded organelle
Molecular function (GO): phosphatidylinositol binding
Source: RefSeq, a predicted model, not a curated record